Molecule: messenger RNA, 949 nt
Organism: Owenia fusiformis
Lineage: Eukaryota; Metazoa; Annelida; Polychaeta; Sabellida; Oweniidae
Source: the annotation of a GenBank genome assembly
CAUAAGUCAAUCUACAGUACUAUGUAGGUUCAAGUGUAACAGUUUGGUCAUAAGUCAAUCAAUUGGUAGAUCAAAUCACAGCGCAACUUGAUGUCUAGCUGACUCUCUGGCAGUUAUCAAUGGCAGAAUACAAACUCUACUAUUUCUAUGUUAGAGGUAAGGGUCAAGUGAUCAGAUAUGUCCUUGAAGAUAAUGAUGUGUCGUUCGAGGAUAUAUUAGUUCCAAUGUGGUCAGAGGAGAUUAAGCAGCGUUGUCUUAGCGACCAGGGAUUUUACUUCGAAGACGUUUUUAAUCCUAGACUGGACUGGCUGAGCAAAGAAUGGCAGGAGUUGAAACAAAAAACUACAUUUGGCCAAGUACCCUAUCUUACUGGCCCAGAUGGACUGGAGCUAUCUGAAUGUUAUGCCAUAUUGCGAUAUUUUGGACGCAAACUUAAUCUCUAUGGCAACAAUGAUAUUGAGGCUGCCAAGAUUGAUAUGUUACUAGAGCGUGAACACCCAACAUUGGUGGGGGUACUUCUUUCAUUUUUUAAAAAACAAGAUGAUGCUGCAAGGAUAGAGAGUACAAAGAUUUGUGAUACCCUGGCAAUAUUUCAGAAACUUCUGGAGAAGAAUAAGAAAGGAGAAGGCUACUUUGUGGGAGAUAGAGUCUCUAUUGCAGACUAUGCCAUGUUAGAUCUCCUAGAUGCCUGCAUAAGUCUCUCAAGCACAAUGCUAGAUGCCUAUCCAACACUGAAGGCAUUCUAUGAUCGCAUGGCUUCAAGGGAAAAGAUUGCAGCGUGCAAAGCCUCAGAAAAGUACAAAUCUUUCUAUGUUGCUGGCAAUCUUGGACGAAAGUAAAUUGGUAUAGAAACAGUACCGAAGUUGCAAACAUGAACAGUUCAAAUUGUUACCAGAAAUGCUACCAUUGUAAUUGAAAUGUGAACAAAUCUUAAAAGAUUUGAAAAUAU